AUGAUUUCAGCAUGGCUGGCUAGAUGUGGAAUUCGAAAUGGGACAUUGGUUUUCUUGUGGCAAUGUCCGCCAUAUUUGUUUCAGGAAUUGUUGCCUGAGUAUGUCUCGGCCAUCCAAUCUUUGCGACAGCUUCUGUUCACUCAACUUCAAGGUGCCAGGCCAUUGCAGGCCGCCAGUGUUGCUGCCCAGCUGCGAAUGUAUGUGGACCUUGUGCAGAAAGAUCACUUCAGCAUAUCUUUGGCCAAAGAAGCCUUUGAGGAUUCUCACGUAGCCCAGCUUUGCGAGAAAUUUGGGGUUCUGGCGCAGGAGUUUGCUGGUGACUUACCAUCCUUGAACCUCUCCGCGGCUAUGGACUUGUCUGAGCAGUCCAUCCAAGAACAGCGCGACUUGAUCAUCAAGGAUUUUCAUUUGGGUGAUGGCUUUUUGCGCCGGCUGCAGCAGUGCUUUCGCAAGAAGAGGGAUGAGUUGGAAGACAUCAAUCAAGAGAUGGUCUUGGCAGAAUGGCAGAAGGAGGUGCACAGUGUGGCGGAGUCAGGUCGGUGCUUCAUCCUUUCCAAGUUGGCCAUCGAACUGCCAAAGUACAGGAAAACAUAUGGCGCGAUCUUCAGCAAAUCUGUGGAGGCGAAGGCGCGGGACUUUGCGUUGCAGGUGCAACGCUCACGUGUCGCCGGGUGUGUCCUGUUGCGACACUUUGCAGUGCCAGUGGCGCCGUGGUUUGCCUGGCCAGUCAUGGCCCUCUACAUCAGGCAAGGCGCUCUCUCCGGCAUCUUGACGAUGGCCGUGCAUGGCGUGGUGCUGGCGGGGAUCUAUUCCAUCCUACAGCACCUUGGCGCAGCGCUAAAGUGGCAGAUCCCUUGGGACUUGCUCUCCCAGUUCAUUGCCAUUCUCGGAUGGAUUCGGGUGGCCUGGAUCGUUGCUUCCCAAAUCUUCAGGCCCCCCGAGACGAGAACCAUAGGACAACUCUCUAAUCUGGAGAUCAAGCUUAACACCAUACUGGAACGCACCGAGGCCCAGAUGAAGAAAGAGAUCAUCACCGCAGCCCUGGAAGCAGCACUUUGGAUCGACAGCAACGACCCUUCGGCCGCGGCUCUGGUCGUGCCCACAGAUCCGAUGCGCCAUGCUUCGAUGGUCAAAUGA
This is a messenger RNA of Cladocopium goreaui, 1137 nucleotides long. The record is from the annotation of a GenBank genome assembly. NCBI's taxonomy places the organism in Eukaryota, Dinophyceae, Suessiales, Symbiodiniaceae.